AUGUUUCAGUGGAUCGUAAUUGGCGUUCCCAAGACUUCCCCUUCAACGUCUUCGAAUCGUUACGAUGGGGAAUGGGGUAAUCGAUCGCCGCGUCGUGGAUCUGAUCAAAAUCGAGAUAGAUAUGGAUCAGGGCGAAGCAAAGCAAGCAGACGUCGCGAUCAUCCUGACCGUCCUGCAUUGCCAGAAGAGGAUCACUAUGAUGAUUCAAGAGCAAACAGAAACAGUCGCGAUUACCGUUCGAAGGAUUAUGAGGCUCAUCAGAAUCAGAUGGUAGCAAGAGGUCAAUUUAGUGGUAGAGAUACGAAAGCUUCUGGUUCACGCGGGGAAAUGGGUAUUUCGACGAAUAGGGCCAGACGUGCCGAUCAACGAUUUGACAGUUCUGAAGUGAAAACACGAAAUGCAGACGACCAGUGGAGGAAAACCACCGAGAAAUCGCAAGCACAUUCACCGACGAGGAUUCGUGCAGAUGGAUGGAGAUCG
This is a messenger RNA of Anisakis simplex (herring worm), 480 nucleotides long. The record is from the annotation of a GenBank genome assembly. Lineage: Eukaryota; Metazoa; Nematoda; Chromadorea; Rhabditida; Anisakidae.